CCCUUCUUUUGCAUCUGGUUUUGAUGAUCCCAUGAGUUUAACUGGUUUUGCUUUUUUGAGCAUGAGUAGGGAAAGAAAUUGAUAUUUUAGCAUUGGGGGAGUCCACACAGAAAUUCUGGAAAUACAAGAAAAGGAAACCCGGUGAAUGGAACAGGAAAGCAGUGGAAAUACCACCAAUAGAUUUGGCCAAGCAGAAUAAAGAAUAUCAAGAAUGGAGGAUAAAAUUGACUGUAUUCAAACUCAAUAAGAAUUUUUUUUAAUGCGUAUCACACUGUCCAGCAAGUCUGGGAUGCAAUCAAAAGACCAAACCAAAGAAUGCACAGAAGAAGGAGCUGAAACACUGAAGAUAGAGAAUUUGUCUAUUAGUUGAAUCCGAGGGUCCCUGCUGUAAACAUUAUUUUAAGAUGUGUUAGAUUUUUUUUGUGCUGUAGAACAUUCUUUAAUGAUGCAAAGAUGUGUUGCAUUCUUUUAUGUUGCAUUUGUUUAAUUCUGUGAAGCUGUGUUACUUUGUCUGUCUGAAACAUCUGACUGGUCUAAUAAAGAGCUGAGCAGCUGAUAGCUAGGCGGGAGAAAGGAAAGGCGGGGCUGCCAGGCAGAGGGAACAAAUGGCAGGGAAAAUCUGGGAGCCAGGUAAGAUAAGCAAGAGAGAAAAAAAGGAGCGAGAAAAGAAGGGGUCAGCCACCCAACCAGACAUGGAAUAGGAAGAAAGGAUGUGCAUAAACAUUGAACUUCAGGUCCCAGUGUCAGAUUCUUGAGUAGACAAUCAGUCAUUAAGUAUUUAUGCACAGUACACGCUGAAAGAGCAGUGUGCAUUUUCCUCCUCAACGCCUCUCCAUCCCCGAGUAAUAAGAAGCCGGCUUUACUCUUCAAGCGCUUUCCCAGAUGCUGUUAAAGCCCCGAUGUCCAAGUCAUGUGGCAAGCCUGUCACUGCCCAGGGAAAUUUUAAAGUUCCCGUCAAAACCUUGCAGCUUACAAGCAAGUCAUGGUGAUGGGUGGAGGAGGUUACCAUGGAGACAGGUCCAGGGCCAGGGGCUCGGGAUGGGGAGGCCCGGGUUCAGCUUCCCAUUGGCUCUAUGGACGCGCAGCGUUCCAGUAGCACAUGCGCAGUGGCGCCGAGGCGAGGUCGCUGCGAAGCCCAGGCUCUGGGGGUUCCGGCCCGGGCCUCUGGGGACCGAGCUGGGACUGGCGCGUCCUGGCGGCUCCCGGCUCCUCCCGGAGGGGAAAGCGGUGAAGCUGAGUCCCCCGUGCAACUCCGGGUCGAGCCUGCCACGCAGGCGCCGGCCACGCCGCCGCCAUUGUUGCCCGUGCUGCGUGGACGGGGCCGAGCGACAGCUUGUGUGUCAAGUUGAUGUAAGAGUAGCCAGCACAGAGGCUAUUGGUGAAAGGACAACCCAGUGUCAGCAGGAGACCCUAGCAUUUUUGAGUACCAUGGGGUGAUCACCGAGAUACAGCAGCAGCAGUGGAGUGAAGCCAGCGGGAGCCUAGAAGACGAGCUUUGUGUGCUGCAGAGGACAGAGUCAGAAGUGACCCAGGCCUUUUGGAGGAGCCCAGAAGAGUGGUCUCCUUCGUCAUUUCAAGUUCUGGACUCAGAAUCUGUUAUAAGCUGCUAGCUUUUCUGUGGUUCCAUUCUGGCCUUGGUUGCAGCAGCCCCUGAGGGAAAAAAAUUAUUAUGACGGUAGCAUGAGUCUUCAAGCAAUUGGCUCAAUACUGAAAAAAUAAAGGAUCCUACCAGAUUGGUUCUCCCGUCUAUAGCAAUGUUAGCCUCAAGAAAGAGGAUGGCCAAUUCUUCGCGCUCACAAGUCUUUCUAAUGUGGAAGCCAGACAAGGUUCAAAACGGGCCCUGCAGUGUUGAGAAGCAAACACUCACUUCAAGACUCUUGCAUGACACUGAGACCUGUCGACAGAAUUUUAGGAAUUUUCCAUACCCAGAUGUGGCGGGUCCUCGGAAAGCACUUAGUCAGCUCCGAGAGCUCUGCCGUCAGUGGCUGAGACCCGAGGUUCACUCCAAGGAGCAGAUCCUGGAGCUGCUGGUGCUGGAGCAGUUCCUGACCAUCCUGCCCGGGGAGCUCAGGGCUUGGGUAAAGUCUCAGUGCCCAGAGAACACUGAGGAAGUGGUGACUCUGGUGGAGGAUUUAACGCAGAUUCUAGAAGAGGAAGCUCCUCAGAAUUCUGCCCUUCCCCAAGAAAUCCCAGAGGAAGACCCCAAACAUGCUUUCCAGGCAGGGUGGCUCAAUGACUUGGUGACCAAAGAAUCAGUGACAUUCACAGAUGUGGCCGUGGAGAUCACCCAGGAGGACUGGGAACUGAUGCGCCCCGUUCAGAAGGAACUGUAUAAGACCGUGACUUUGCAGAACUAUUGGAACAUGGUUUCUCUAGGACUGACUGUCUACAGGCCAACUGUGAUUCCCAUCUUAGAAGAGCCGUGGAUGGUGAUAAAGGAAAUUGUAGAAGGCCCUAACCCAGAAUGGGAAACAAAAGCCGAAGCACAUAUUCCAUUAAAGGAUCCUCCUAAAUUCAAACAGGAUGGAACCCAGACCAUCAAAUUGGAAGAAGUCUAUGACUGUGAUGACAGAUUAGAGAGGCAAUCAGUGUAUGACUUCAGGAAGAUUCACCUGGAUGAAAGAGACUUCAGUUUGAAGUCAGAACGUUCAGAAGAAGACCCUACAGAAGACUAUCUUAGUAAAUACGAUAUAUAUAAAAAUAACUUUGAAAAGCACACAAACCUGAUUGUACAGUUUGAUACCCAAUCAGAUAAUAAAACUUCUCUGUAUGAUGAAAGCAAGCCAACAUUCACUACUGUCUCAUCUGGUGUUGUGCAUGGGAAAAUACUUCCUGGAGAUAAGCCUUAUUCGUGUAAUGUCUGUGGAAAAAAAUUUAGGAAAUACCCAUCCCUCCUGGCACACCGAAAUAGCCAUGCCAAAGAGAAUUCGUAUGAAUGUGAAGAAUGUGGGAAAGAGUUUAAGCACAUCUCUUCCCUCAUUGCACAUCAGAGAAUGCAUACUGGAGAAAAACCUUAUGAAUGUCACCAGUGUGGCAAAGCCUUCAGCCAGCGGGCACACCUCACUAUACACCAGAGAAUCCAUACUGGAGAAAAGCCCUACAAGUGUGAUGAAUGCGGAAAAGACUUUAGUCAGCGUGCACAUCUUACCAUACAUCAAAGGACGCACACUGGUGAGAAACCAUAUAAAUGUCUGGAAUGCAGUAAAACCUUUAGUCAUAGUUCAUCGUUGAUUAAUCACCAGAGAAUUCACACUGGAGAAAAACCUUACAUAUGCAAUGAGUGUGGGAAAACGUUCAGUCAGAGUACACACCUCCUCCAACACCAAAAAAUCCAUACUGGGAAAAAACCAUACAAGUGCAAUGAGUGUUGGAAGGUGUUUAGUCAGAGCACUUACCUGAUUCGACAUCAGAGGAUUCAUUCUGGGGAGAAAUGCUAUAAAUGCAAUGAGUGUGGAAAGGCUUUUGCUCAUUCCUCAACUCUCAUACAACACCAAACUAUCCACACUGGCGAGAAGUCCUAUAUCUGUAAGGUGUGUGGGAAAGCCUUCAGCCAGAGUGCAAAUCUUACUCAGCACCAUAGAACACACACUGGAGAGAAGCCGUAUAAAUGUAGCGUGUGCGGGAAAGCCUUCAGCCAGAGCGUGCACCUUACUCAGCACCAGAGGAUCCACAAUGGAGAAAAGCCCUUUAAAUGUAACGUAUGUGGGAAAGCGUACAGACAAGGUGCAAAUCUUACUCAGCAUCAAAGGAUUCAUACUGGAGAGAAACCCUAUAAGUGUCAUCAGUGUGGGAAAGCUUUUAUUUAUUCUUCAUCGCUUAAUCAACACCGAAGAACUCACACUGGAGAGAGACCCUAUAAAUGUAAUCACUGUAACAAAGAUUUUAGCCAGAGAACUUGCCUUAUUCAACACCAGAGAAUUCACACCGGAGAGAAGCCCUAUGUGUGCCGAAUAUGUGGGAAAUCCUUCACCCAGAGUACCAAUCUUAUUCAGCAUCAACGUGUUCAUACGGGUGUCAGGCACCGCAGCAGGUGCCAGAUACCACAACUAAUGGAUAUGACUUUGUUUAAGCUUUAAAACUUGAUUGCUUAAGUUUCAUUUCGUGUGCUGUGUCAGACUAUUCAAGAGAAAGCUGAAGUGCAAUAUGCUGAUGCCACAGUAUCAGGAGUCCCAGAAUUAGCAAAGUGGCUCUCGUCCAUUUAGAUUUUAGUGUGAAACCUGAAUAUCCAUCAACUGCUUAGCUGUUGUAUCACUUGAAUUCAUUCCAGAAAUACUAUGAAAGGAUAUUUUAAAAUCUGUGACUCAUCAACUCUUAGUAUGUGUCAAGUAUGUUUUAUUGAGGCCUUAUGACUAUAACCUGGGCAAGUGUCCGUCCAAGUAGACCUCACACUAGAGAGUAAUCCUGACAUUAUAGGAAAGAAGACAGAUGUUCUGGAGCCUCGGCUUCAUCCUAGCUUUGAAGCCUUAAAAUAAGUAAAAGGUCCAUCCCAUUUUUUGGCUUCUUUUCCCAUUACAACUAGAGGAUGAGACCCGAAAGGAUCUCCAAAGAUUUCUCCAUGACCACUGCUAACUGCACGUCCUCCAGGAAGAGGGGCAGUCUGACAAGGUAGAGGAUCAGUGCAUCCUUGACACGAACAAACUCAAACAGGCACAGAUUAAACACCCCCAAGUUUAAAUCAUCUUUAGCACAACCAGAUUCCUGGAUUCUUAGUUUCGCUUGGUUUUUGACAGCCAGCAUCCCCCUGAAGAAAACAAUGACAGGUUUACCAUUCCCAUUUUUUUUCCAGCAAGCUUUUAAAUUGAGAAGUUUCUCCGUGGCUCUUAAUGUAGCUAAGCCAUUUCUUUCAUUGAAAUACAUUUCCUGAGGGCCUUCUGUGCUCAAGACAAACUUUGAACCUUUUCCAUUAACAAAGAUCUUUAGAGUAAAGAAAAGGGAAGGACAUGCUCCUAACUACUUUGCCACGGAACAAGCAUAAUCCUACCUAAGUAAGUUGCCAAUGCUACCCAUAAGCCAAGUUGAGUGAGCAAUGAACAUAGCUUUACAAAUAACGUGAGACUAAGUGAUAGAAAAGGCUCCAGUCCAGUGCAGAGGUGGCGAGGGAAAACCAGGCUGUAAAGGAGCGAGGAAGGGAAUUAUGUAAGCAGCUGUGUGACAUGAAAUAUAACUGGACCCCUUUACCUAAGGAAAUAACAGUGGUAAAAGAAAAAUUAGCCUGUUUAUAGGAAGCUAAAAAGGAAAUUAUUUUCAGCAAAAACUGGAAUCCUAGUACUCCUUCACACAUAGAAGUAAUUAAAAUAGAAAUUACAUUUAAUGUGUUAGGAAAAUAUUUCAUUGGGAAAAGCCUUGGUGCAGAAACUAUCAUUAAUCAGUAAUCACUGAACAAUAACUGAGAUCAUGGGUCUUAAAAAGAUUGGCAGGAAUCGGUUUUUUAAGUUGCUGUUGUAUUUACUGCCCGUAGCAUCACACUGUGAAAUGUAGAGCAGGGCUCCAGUUUGCUCGUUCUUGUUCCUCCAGUGCCUUGCAUAGGAUCAGUGUGCAUUGGCUGAAUUGAUGGGUAAAUUGUGUGAAUUAGAGUUGAGUGGUAAAGUAGAACCACAGACGUGAAGGGAAAUUGGCGAGACUGAAAAACAACUGUGUCCCUGCAUCACGUGGUUAACAAAUACCAUUGACUGUGUAAUAACAGCUUAAGAAUGGAGCAUCGGAAGCUGUGGGACAUCAUUGCCCAAUGAAAGUUUCCUUAGCUAAAUGAGAAGAAACAAAUUCUGGUACCAUAAAUAACCUCAGCUUAUAUUGACAACACAGCAUCAACUAGACACCACAGGAGGGGUUGAAGAAAGGUUGAGGUGCUGGCAUCCUGAGGCUCUCUUUGUGGGAGUGGGUUUUAUGUUUGUUUUUGUUGGUUUUGGUUUUUUGUUUGUUGGUUGGUUGGUUGGUUGGGUUUUUUGUUUUGUUUUUUUUGAUACAGGAUUUCACUGUGUAGCCCUGGCUGUCCUGGAACUCGCCCUAUAGACCAAGAUGCCUCUCUGCCUCCCUAGUGCUGGGAUUAAAGGUGUGUCCCCACCAGCUGCCUUCACCACCGCCACCACCCAGCUGUGUUCUUAAUGAAACUGUCACUUUCUCCUUUCCUGACAUUAGUUAUCCUUGACUUCAUAGUAUUCAUAAAAUACUGGUUUAAAAAUACUUAGAUUAUGCUCAUUCUGCAGUUCUGUUAAGAAUAGCGACUGUGUUUUCUAGAUGGGUCUUGAUGUUGCUUCAUGCCUUGCAUAAAGCUUCUUUCUGCUGGGAUGAAGAUGGUGUGGUGCAGGCCCUGGGCGCUGCUUUGUGUUUCCUGCCUUCAUGUGUUUCUGUAAAUAACCUAAAGUCUUCCACUGCCACACAGAGGCAAGUAAGGCUUCUAUAAAAAAAAAAAUAGAUAAUAGUACAGAAUCCUGUCUUUAUGUGUGUUUCCCUCACUUUAAAGUUGUCUGGCCCAU
Alexandromys fortis (reed vole) is the source of this 6473-nucleotide messenger RNA. It is a transcript of the gene Znf287, whose product is annotated as zinc finger protein 287. Bases 1755 to 4076 code for a protein of 773 amino acids. The transcript is spliced from 7 exons. The record is from RefSeq and is a predicted model, not a curated record. Gene Ontology annotation, biological process: regulation of DNA-templated transcription. NCBI's taxonomy places the organism in Eukaryota, Metazoa, Chordata, Mammalia, Rodentia, Cricetidae.